This is a messenger RNA of Dentiscutata erythropus, 221 nucleotides long. Lineage: Eukaryota; Fungi; Glomeromycota; Glomeromycetes; Diversisporales; Gigasporaceae. The record is from the annotation of a GenBank genome assembly.
UUGUUAUGUUUGUCACUUCUUUGAGUGAUAUGUUUUCUGUCUCUUUGAGGCCUAUGCCUGCUACUUCUUCAGGUGUUACUUCUGCUGCUCCUUUAGAUAUUAUGCCUGCUAUUUUUUCAGGCACUAUGCCUGUUGUCUCUUUGAAUAUUACACCUGUGGAUGCUGCUUCUUUAGUUGUCACAUCAGCUUUAAAUCUCUUACCAGAUUUGAUGGGUAUAAAG